This is a messenger RNA of Dama dama (fallow deer), 771 nucleotides long. RefSeq names its product ribosomal protein L14 (gene RPL14). Lineage: Eukaryota; Metazoa; Chordata; Mammalia; Artiodactyla; Cervidae. Bases 87 to 713 code for a protein of 208 amino acids. The record is from RefSeq and is a predicted model, not a curated record. Gene Ontology annotation, cellular component: cytosolic large ribosomal subunit; ribosome. Gene Ontology annotation, molecular function: structural constituent of ribosome; RNA binding. The transcript has 6 exons. Gene Ontology annotation, biological process: translation; ribosomal large subunit biogenesis.
GACUCGUUCACUACCGGGGCGGGGCGGCCUCCUACACAUGCGCAAGGUUGGGCGGGCCUUCUUCCUUCUCGCCGAACGCCGCCAACAUGGUGUUCAGGCGCUUCGUAGAGGUUGGCCGGGUGGCCUACGUCUCCUUUGGGCCUCAUGCCGGGAAGCUGGUCGCGAUUGUAGAUGUUAUUGACCAGAACAGGGCUUUGGUGGAUGGACCUUGCACUCAAGUAAGGAGACAAGCUAUGCCUUUCAAAUGCAUGCAGCUCACUGACUUCAUCCUCAAGUUCCCGCACAGUGCCCGCCAGAAGUAUGUCCGGAAAGCCUGGGAGAAGGCAGAUAUCAAUGCAAAGUGGGCAGCCACAAGGUGGGCCAAAAAGAUUGAAGCCAGAGAAAAGAAAGCCAAGAUGACAGAUUUUGAUCGUUACAAAGUCAUGAAGGCAAGGAAAAUGAGGAACAGACUAAUCAAAAUUGAAGUUAAGAAACUUCAAAAGGCAGCUCUCCUAAAAGCCUCUCCCAAGAAAGCCCUUGCUGCUAAGGGGGCAGCUGCAGCAGCUGCUGCCGCUGCCAAGGUUCCAGCGAAAAAGAUCACCACCGGGGGUAAGAAGGCUCCAGCCCAGAAGGUUCCUGCCCAGAAGGCCGCACCCCCUGCUAAAUCUCAGAAGGGUCAGAAAGCUCCAUCCCAGAAAGCACCUGCUCCAAAGGCAUCUGGCAAGAAAGCAUGAGUCUGUAAGAGGCUAUUCAAAUCAGAAUAAAGGUUCUUUUUGACGUGCUGGCAAAUUA